This is a messenger RNA of Cucurbita pepo subsp. pepo (vegetable marrow), 764 nucleotides long. RefSeq lists its product as uncharacterized. The record is from RefSeq and is a predicted model, not a curated record. Lineage: Eukaryota; Viridiplantae; Streptophyta; Magnoliopsida; Cucurbitales; Cucurbitaceae.
UUAAUGUUUUUAUUUAUGAAAAAAGAAAAAAAGGGCUAUAAAGGAAUUCCUCUCUCCAUGGCCUUUUUCAAAUUCCCAUUAAAACCCUCCACUACUGACUUGGUCUCUUCACCUUCCCCCAAAAGAAAUGUCUUCCAAAUCCCCUGUUUUUCCCUUCCCUGAACCUCAGCACUUCAGCGACUAUGGCUUCGAUCCUCAACUCGACUAUUUUCAGGUUUUGGAAGAAGCAAGGAAACACAGACGAGAGGGUUCGAGAUCCAUUGACUCCAUUCAUUUCAAGCUCCAAAAGCCUAUUUCCAAAGACGAUUCUAUCAAAACCAAGAAGAAAAAACGGUGGUGGAAAAACGCUCUUCUCUUCUUCAAAUGGAAAUGGGUUCACCAUCAAAACGACGCUGUUUUCACCCACCACCACGACGUUCACCAAGCAAGAGCACGAGCUUUCCGCGCCUCUAUCUCCGGUCCGGUUUACGUAACUGAAAGCCGUAGCGGUUCCAACACGCCGUUACGUUCCACCACCCGACCGACUUCCGGUCCACUCGCUGGAACGCUAACGCCGACGAGAAAAUCCGACAUCCAAAUUCCGUAUCUCAGCCUCCGAGAACUGAACAUGGAGCAACAACAAUACAGAAACUCCACGUCAGCAGCCAUGCCCAUUUACUUAGUCACUUGAAUAAAACAUUAAACUAACCCUGUUUUUCAGGGUUGUCGAUUUCGAUUAAGAUUAUUAAAGGCAAGCAAAGUACUCUGUAAAGGGUGUUUUUNUU